Camelina sativa (false flax) is the source of this 2424-nucleotide messenger RNA. Its product is annotated as protein NRT1/ PTR FAMILY 5.5-like. Gene Ontology annotation, molecular function: transmembrane transporter activity. Lineage: Eukaryota; Viridiplantae; Streptophyta; Magnoliopsida; Brassicales; Brassicaceae. Gene Ontology annotation, cellular component: membrane. The record is from RefSeq and is a predicted model, not a curated record. Gene Ontology annotation, biological process: transmembrane transport.
CAUUGCCGUUCGUUUCACUUUCACCGACGCUUCUCUCUGUGCUUUUCAUCCUUACUGUUUCUCUCCUCCAUCGUAGACCAUGAGAUUAUCCGUCGGUAGAGUUUUUGAUUACGGCCAUACUCUUUUCACUUCCUCCAUCGUUGUGUAAGUUUGUUUUUCUUGUUCCGACAAGAAACUAUUGUAAGUAUUAAUGAAGAUGCUGAAGAUGGUGAAUCGAAGAAGAUGAUGAAAAAUAUCUGAUUAUUUUCUCCAAUUCACCACCUUCAUCAUCUUCUUCUUCUUCUUCAUUGAUUCUGUUAAUUCAAAACUCUAAAGAUAAGUUUUUUUUUUUUUUUUUUUUUUAAUACGAACUAUUGUAAAAUCUGUUUUUUUUUCUUUUUCCCUUAUUUUAUUGAAUUUUGUUUGGCCGUCAAGUAUAUAUAAUGUAUGUUGUUAACUUAUAUAGCUUGUUAUGAACUGGCUAAAGUCCUGGUCUCCUACAAAAAUUGUUAAUUUAUCUUCAUAUGUUUAAAUUAACAUUAUCAAUAAAACCAGCCGUGUUGGUUGUGUUGUGUGACCCAAUAGAACAGAGUAUGAUAAGAAUAUUUGAAGCCGGUGUCUAAUAGAAUAUUCAAGCACGUCUAUGCCUCCAUUAGCCUUCUGUUCAUUUGUCCAGCUCAAUUUUGACCAUUGUUGUUAGCCAUUGAUUUUGGUUUCCACAUGAGAAGUAAUGGCGUCUUUUCUCCGAGUCAUUGUUCUAUCAUGGGCUUUUACCGUUGCGUGGUUUACCCUAUGGAUGUUGAUGUUAUACUUAACGAACGAGAUGAAGCUAAAGUUCACGGACGCAGCUGCAGUUGUAAAUGUCUUUGCUGGUGUAUCAGCUAUAGGUCAUCUCGGCAUGCAGUUUCUUGUUGAUGCAUUUAUUGGUCACUUUUGGAUGCUCUGUCUCUCUACUUUAGCAUUCGGUUUCGGUUUCGGGUUCUUGGCAAUAUCAGCGUCACCAAUACUUUCUGGCAAUGGACAAAAGGGACUGUUCUACGUAGCGCUAACAGUUAUAUCCGUUGGUAUAUUUGGACGAUCAAUCUCUUUGGGAGUGUUUACAGAAGACCAACUAGAAGACGGUAGGAACAAGGGAUCUCCCGCAAAGCUCGUUAGCUUUGUCAUUGGUAAUGUGGGGAAUUUUGUCUUCUUGUUACUUGCUGCUAGUGCAAUGCCUCAGAUAAGUCCGUGGUUUGUAAGAUUCGCCAUCCCUGCUGGCUGUGAGGUAUUAGCUAUGCUGAUUUUUAUGUCCGGUGCACGUUCAUACAAACGGGAAAUACCAAGUAGAAGCCCUUUGACAACUGUUCUCCGGGUCUUUGUUGCUUCUGCUUCCAAGAUGUCGUGUGCAUACCCGAACAACUCAACCCAUCUCUAUGAAAAAACCGAGUGUGAUCUAGAUAUAAAGCCCCACACAAGUAGCUUGAGGUGCCUAGACAGAGCUGCAAUGAUACUACAAACCGAGCCCUUGGAGCAACAGAGGAAAAACAGAUGGAAACUUUGCCGGGUGACAGAAGUGGAGCAAACCAAAAGCGUGAUACGCGCGGUACCAUUGUUCGUGACAUCUCUCAUUUCUGGGAUUGUCUUCUCUCUCGGUAACACUUUCUUCCUUGAACAAGCAAACAAUAUGGACUCCACGUUCGGAUCAUGGAAUCUCCCUCUCCCACUCCUCUUACUCUUUAGUGAGGCUGCAAGACUAGGAUCCCGAGAACUAUGUGUCAAGGCUGCAAAACGCAGCCACGGCAUUGACCCCGAAUCAGCAAAACAAACCAAAACUCCAUAUGGUAUACCAGUCUCGAUCAUCCUAUCGACAUUCUGCUGCUCCAUUGCUGCACACGUUGAGUCUAGGAGGCUCAAAGUGGUUAGCAUUCAAGGUUUGGUGUCUGAAACCAUCCCAAUGAGUGUUUUCUGGCUGCUCCCACAGUACAUUCUUCUGGGGUCAAUUACAGGAAUCUACGAAAACAGUUUUGCUCUUUACCUAGAAGAAACAGUGCCUGAUGAGUUAAGCCAAUACAUGGUUCUGCUAAACGUGGGGGUGUGCGGCGUCGGGAUCAUGAGCAAUAUAGCUCUUGUUAGUGUGGUGGGCAGAGUAAGCGGAGGCAAAUGGUUUCAAGAGACAAUAAACAAGAGCCGGUUGGAUUAUUAUUACUGGGUUUUAACAGUGCUUUGCAUGUUCAAUCUCUUGUUGUAUUUCUCUGUAACCUAUAGGUACACAAGGUGCUACAAAAAAGAUGGUGCAGAACAAGAAAACGUUAGAUAAAAAAGAUAGCUUUUGUAUAGUAAACUUUGUUGUAUGCCUAAGAUUUCAUUUGUAUGUAUGUACUGAUAGGCCCAUGAGAGCUAGAAGAGGUGAUUGUGUUAUGGCUUUGGAAAACAUGAAAUAAUAAAAAAGUCAUCAUCUUCCAUCAA